Molecule: messenger RNA, 5307 nt
Organism: Aspergillus steynii IBT 23096
Lineage: Eukaryota; Fungi; Ascomycota; Eurotiomycetes; Eurotiales; Aspergillaceae
Exons: 5
Coding region: 1-5307 (1768 amino acids)
Biological process (GO): carbohydrate metabolic process
Molecular function (GO): chitin binding; hydrolase activity, hydrolyzing O-glycosyl compounds
Source: RefSeq, a predicted model, not a curated record
AUGUUGGGACAUUGGCUUGUCCGGCUCCAUGGCAUCCUUGCAGCUGCUAUGCUGGUCAAUGCCAUUCCAAGCAUCUCCAGGCCACAAUCAGCUGAACGUCGCGAUGCUGGGGGCCAGGAAAUUUGUGUCUCCAUUUCACCGAUCCUGCACGACGCAACCGACUUCGAAGCAAAAGUCCACCCACCCAACGGUGUCUGCGAGGCCAACCAAAUCCUCCAGUCCGCAUCUGCCUCAACCAACACUCUCAUCAGUCUGGACAUAGCAGCUGAGACAAGCGACGACCCCUACUCUUGUAAUAAGAAUAAGCCAUGCGGAAACGGGGCCUGCUGUUCCAAGUCUGGAUACUGCGGAUUUGGACCGAAAUACUGUGGUAAAAGUGGAAAGUCCCCAAAUGAUGUUUGCUGGAGCAACUGCGAUGCCCACGCAGAGUGCGGCGUAUACGCUAAGAAAAAGGGCGAGGAGUGCCCACUCAACGUCUGCUGCAGUCAGUAUGGAUUCUGCGGUAUGACGUCCGAAUUUUGUGACAAGGGCGAGGAUGAUGGUGAUGAUGAUGAUGACGAACCAACCGGUUGUCAAAGCAAUUGCGAUCAACCGGGUUCAGGGGCAUCUGGUAGUGAGGUUCGAGACCGCAUUAUUGGGUACUAUGAAGUGUGGAAUCACAAGAAGAGGUGCAUCAACAUGGACAUUGACGACGUGCCCGUGGAGAGCCUCACGCACCUAUAUUACUCCUUUGGAUAUAUUGAACCAGACACGUUCAAGAUCGUCCCUAUGGAUGAUGGUCCCGACGGUGACUCUGACCCUGUUGAGAAGUUCACUUUUGCAGCUGUCGCCGGCCUGAAAAAGAGAAACCCUGACCUGAAAGUUGUUCUGGCACUUGGAGGGUGGACCUUCAAUGAUAACCAUACUGUAUGGCAGCCUGUGUUUAGCGAUAUGGUCUCUUCGUGGCAGAAACGAGAAAAGUUUAUUGCGCAGCUGGACCAUUUCACGUCUGCGUACGGAUUCGACGGUGUCGACUUUGACUGGGAAUAUCCAGGUGCCGGCGACAGAGGUGGUCACAAAGAGGACGGCGAGAACUUUACCAAAUUGCUUGAGAGGUUAUCCGGGUUCUACCAUGCGGACGACUUUGAGAUCUCCUUUACAGCACCAACCAGCUACUGGUAUCUCCGCCACUUCGACCUGAAAGCAAGCUCCAAGGCCGUUACAUAUGUGAACCUAAUGUCCUACGACCUGCACGGGAUAUGGGACUCGGAAAACCCCAUCGGAUCCCAGGUCCUCGCACAUACGAACCUCACAGAAAUUGACAGGGCGUUAGACCUUCUCUGGCGCAAUGAUGUUGAUCCUUCAAAAGUCAACAUGGGUAUAGGAUUCUACGGACGCUCAUACCAACUCGCUGACCCAGCUUGCUCCAAGCCCGGAUGUGUAUUCAAAGGCGGCGGCAGCGCUGGCCCGUGUACAGGGCAAUCUGGUAUCCUAUCAUAUGCAGAGAUUAUGGAUAUUCUACAUGAGAAUAACCUUACCCCUGUACAUGACGAACUGAAUGCCGUGAAGUAUGUCACAUUCAAUCAGGACCAGUGGGUGUCAUUCGACGACAAGGAUACCAUACAAGACAAGAUAAAGUUUGCUAACAGCAAAGGCCUUGGUGGCCUGUUGAUCUGGGCCGUGGACCUCGACACGCCGCAGCUGAAUGCACUGGCAGGUGUGGUAUAUCCUAAAAAGCUUGGGUUCCGUGGCAAGAAGGCCAAAAGCGCAGAUAACUGGGAAGAGCUCUCUGAGGGCGAGUGCUAUGCAAGCGAGUGCAGCAGCAAACCCACCUGCCGCGAGGGAUAUAUCAAGGCUGAUACAUUCUGGUGUGGUGACAACGACUGGCCCUUGAACCGUCCUGACGGCGAACAAGCCAUAUGCUGUCCAGUUUCAUCGGUCCCUGAUGUCAGUAAAUGUACAUGGCACGGUGGGGACAAUGGCGGAGAAUUUUGCAAUGGCCAGUGCCAUGAUGGCGAGGUUGCUGUUGUCUCCUCUAAAUGGGGCAAUCAUGGGAGUUGGUGCAUUGACGGGCGCAAAUUCUUCUGUUGCCCCACAGAGGUUCAGCAGCCCGAUUGUCGCUGGACUGGAUGUGACGAGCAAUGCAAGGAUAACGAGGACGAGUUGACCUGGCGGGACAGCGCGUGUAAGGAGAGGCUCUGCUGCAACAGCGCACAGAAGUGGGAGAAUUGCGCCUGGCAUGGUAAACCGGGCAGCUGCUUCGACAACCACUGUGAUACUGGAUGGCAGGUUGCUGUCACAAACUCAUAUGACGGUGAGGGGGACAACUGUGGUAUUAAUGCCCGCAAGCGGACUUUUUGCUGUGACCUCCCUGAUGAUGUUUCUCCAUUCCUGCCCGUUCCUUUGGACUAUCUGUUUCCAAACGCACCGGAUGAGAAUGAAGUCAACUCCGACUUCGUACUCAAGGUAGACCCCACGUGGGGUGGCGCAGAACCAGAAGAGUCCAUGCUUCUUGACAAAGAGCCAGAUGAAGCGCCGUUCGGAUUUGUGGUUAUGACCAGUCCGGCUGAGAUCCAACAGUCACUUGACAAAAGAGACGGCUCCCACUGGGAGGUAUUUGACUGUCUUGACCCCAGUACAAUUGGUGAGCACAAGGUGCGAAUGGUAUGUACAGAUCAUUCGGAACAGUCGAAUUGCGGCAACAUUCACUGGGGACAUGGUGCUCCCGGGACAAUUAUCCAGAUGCCUCGAGGUUGCGGACCAGGAAAGUAUGCCGUGAUCAAGGACGUUACACCCAGUGCCAACCAGUCGCUGCCUGGUCACCUGGUACGCCGUGGCCUUCUUGACACUGUCUAUGAUUUAACAUUCGAUUAUGACUUCAAGCGAGUGCCUCGUGACCUGGGAGAUACGAACCUGCGGAUCGACUACAGCAAUGACGUGGACUAUUGGAAUAACAUUGUCGACAAAGCAGCAGACACCACGAAACGACGCAAGCGAAGUUUGCACGAGGUCAAUGGGAAUCACCGUCGUUGGUUGGAGGAAGAAUGGCGCGACGACGCUCACUUCGGCGGUGUAUCUAGCGAUGACCUCCAUAAGCGUUGGUUCGGCAGUAGUAUCAUCGACUGGUUGAGGAAUAUCAUCGGCACGAUUGAGAAAACAGUUGAGUUUGGUCACUCUUUCACGGAAGACUAUAUCUUGAAGAUAGUCGACCAGCAGCUUUCCUGCCCCAGCGUGGAGGCCUACCUCGAUGUGCAUGCAGAGACACAUGUUGAGGCACAUGUAAGCUACGGCUUUACGGUGAUUGCAAAGUUGGAUCACCGUCCCAUCGACCUCAGCGACUCCUUCUUAUACUUCCGGACAAAAGGAGAGGUAACUGCAUCAUUUGUCAUUGAUGGUGCUGCAACCUACCAUUUCGAUACAGGGAACAAACGCCUGUUCUCAGCUGACAAAUUUGGGGCUGCUUUUACCGUUCCAGGCAUCGUCACUGUUGGCCCUAACUUCGAAGUUAAUGGUCAGAUCGAAGGCGCGGCUACCUUAGGCGUCAACCUAGAAAGCAGAGUCAAACUUGCUGGCUGGGACAUCGAACAGACCUAUCCCAUUCCAGAUGGCGAUGCGCAGGACUACACCCCUCAGCUUGAGGAAUCGCCCAAGAAAAGUGGGUUCCAGAAUCCCCAGGUGCCAGAGGUCGAAUGGUCUGUGGGGGUUAACGGGUAUGUGACAGCCCAUAUCAAGCCGUCGAUUAGCUUCGGAAUUAUGUGGGAUGAUCUCUUCUUUGACAUUGACGACUGUGCUGUCCGGCUGACUGCCGACGGCCAUAUCACUUUCCAUGCAUCCGCUGGAACAGGAAGCUCUGGGACAAGCGUGUGCUAUGGGAUUGAUGCGGGAGCGGACCUGUACGCUACAGUCGACGCACCAAAGGCCAUCGACUGGGCCCUCCCAAGAACACCCUACUACCUUCUGCCCAGCAACGACGUCGAGCUGUACUCGAAAUGCUGGUCCCCUGACACCAAGCGCAGUCAGAUCUCCGUUCUCGACUUAUCAACAAACUCUUCCACCAACGGUCUCACCGUCCCUCUCCAACGCCGGAACUAUCUCGACAUUGAUGCCAAGGGCACGGCGCAUGGAAAGCACUUCCUAGAAAAGCGUGCACAGGUGUGGGGACCUCUACUUCCUGAUAUUCCCAUUGGCUGUCCGAAUGGCGAGGAUGAAGAAAUUGGAGACUGCCCUGCGUGCGGAUCUGGAGAUUAUGACACGGACAGUUUAACGAAGCGAGAUGAGGUUUGCGAAUAUGACCCCGACCCAGAAGAAACAGAUGUUUGUCGACCGAGCGACGACCUGUCUGCCAGUGAUCUGGAAAAGCGUAAAAGUAGUACAAAGGAACUACAAUGGACGUACAAGGGGGAUAGUGAAACAGUGUUCGCUGUUUCAUACCCAUCCUGCGGUACAGCAGUCAAAAAGCCGGAGGUUAAGAGAUGGUAUGGCUUCGCGCCCAGGAAGUGCAGUCCUCGAGUCAAAGUCCUCAGCCAGGAUGAAUACAGUAUGUCAAUUGACGAUUAUGUCACCGAACACGUGUACGAGGCUCAGACCGUCAAGUAUUUUCUUGAAUUCCUCAUCGAUGGCCCACUACCCGCCGGCUACAGCAAAGCCGGCAGGGACUGGGUGUCUGAAGUUCUUAUAGGGCUGGCGCCAAACACCAGGGCGCCGUUCGUCCCCCAAGGCAAAGGCUGGGGCAAGACAAAGCAUCUUUGGGAACGUAUGUUCCAGAGCAUAGGCAGCGACUCGAAACUAGACGGACUUGUCUUAGCAGAAGAAGAGAUGAACAGCAGGAAGAACCACCUUUUCCAGAGAAAUCAAUUGUCGGGUCGCAACCUGGGCUCGGAGGAGUUAACGCAAAACAGGCAUCGCGCUACUGCGGGUGUCUUCUGGUACAUGAAGGACCCCACGGUGUGGGCAAUCUUUGUCGACGCCUCAAAGGGCAUCGAAAAGGCGCUCGCGGACUUCGACUCCACGUACAAAUGGAAAAGCGAACCGGAUGAGCUCGGUAGAAAUGGUGGCACUGGGGGUCUCCGCGAGCUAUACUGCUACUGGAUUGACAUUUACCUCAAGGACAUUGAGACCCGUACUGAAGCAUGGAGGGCCCAAGCCAGAGCAAGUUAUCUUGCUAAGUAUGGAAAUAGGGGCUGGGUCAGGCAGUUCGAUGCGGGCGAUAUGCGGACGGGGAGUAUUAAGUUUCCGAAGGAGACAAAGGGAACCCCGCAUGGUGCCAGUGGAAGUUGGGCACGGAGUAACUAUAAAGGUUUGUGGAUAGGGCCUGUUGGGCCGUUUUAG